Aspergillus uvarum CBS 121591 is the source of this 1899-nucleotide messenger RNA. Its product is annotated as rRNA 2'-O-methyltransferase fibrillarin-like protein. Gene Ontology annotation, cellular component: box C/D methylation guide snoRNP complex; small-subunit processome. Lineage: Eukaryota; Fungi; Ascomycota; Eurotiomycetes; Eurotiales; Aspergillaceae. The coding region runs from base 101 to 1897 and encodes 598 amino acids. The transcript has 5 exons. Gene Ontology annotation, molecular function: RNA binding; rRNA methyltransferase activity; histone H2AQ104 methyltransferase activity. The record is from RefSeq and is a predicted model, not a curated record. Gene Ontology annotation, biological process: box C/D sno(s)RNA 3'-end processing; rRNA methylation.
AAAUCUCCGCGGUGAAACCUCGCAUUGACUCACAGUAGCUGUGGCCAUAUGGAUCUCUGUUUUCCUAUAUGAACCCUCGAAUUUCUGUCGCAACCCACUCAUGCUGAAGGUAAUGAGAUCUGCAAGGUCCGUAGUCGCAGAGAACGCUUCCAAAAUGAGAAAUCACGCUCAGAGCGCGAGCGCGCCCGCGCGCACCAUCACCAGUCUAAGACGGUGGUCCAUCACCAACAAAGAACUACCAGCAGUACCGCAGGUCAGGUCUAUUCACAUAUACGACUUCGACAACACAUUAUUCCUGAGCCCGCUUCCGAAUCCGCAACUCUGGAAUGGCCCGACGAUCGGGUUUCUUCAAGCCUAUGAGAGCUUCGCGAACGGCGGUUGGUGGCAUGACCCGAACCUAUUGUCGGCUACCGGAGAAGGUAUCGAGAAGGAGGAACCGCGCGCGUGGGAGGGGUGGUGGAACGAACAGAUUGUGCAACUCGUGAAAUUAAGCAUGGAGCAGAAAGACGCGUUGACGGUGCUUCUAACGGGUCGCAGUGAGAGUGGAUUCUCGGAGAUCAUCAAACGGAUGGUGAACAGUAAGAAGCUGGAGUUUGAUCUAAUAUGCCUCAAGCCGGAAGUUGGUCCGAGGAAUCAACGCUUUGCCAGCACGAUGGAAUUCAAGCAGACUUUCCUGGAAGACCUUAUCCUCACUUACGAGCAGGCUGAAGAUCUUCGCAUCUAUGAAGAUCGCCCGAAGCAUGCCAAAGGCUUCCGGGACUACUUCGAGCAGCUGAACCGCAAGUUCCAGACUGCGCAGGGCCCCAGCCCGAGAAAGCCGAUCACGUCGGAAGUCAUCCAGGUAGCCGAAGGAUCGAUGUAUCUCGACCCCGUAUUGGAGACCGCUGAAGUGCAGCGCAUGAUCAACUCCCACAACCUCACCACCCGCACUCCGUCACUCACCAAGGCCAAGUCACCGUACGGUCGACUGCGCAUCAAGCGCACCAUCUUCUACACAGGCUACCUGAUCUCGAACGCUGACUCGAGCCGGCUGAUCCGCGAAGUACUAACGCCGAUGCUCCCCUACGGGCUGGCGGACUCCAACGAUCUGAAGUACAUGGCCAACAGUAUCCUAAUCACGCCGCGGCCGGCGCCACGGUCGAUUCUGGACAAGGUCGGCGGCAUCGGCAAGAAGCUGAGCUGGCAGAUCACGGGCACGGCGUGUUUCGAGAACCGCGUGUGGGCCGCGCGGAUGGCGCCCGUCCCCGCGACCGCGAAGUACUACACCGAGAACCCGCAGCCCGUCGUGGUGCUGGCGGUGCGCAAGGGCGCGCGCCCCAUCGACGCCGGCAAGAUCCAGAGCUGGCACCCCGUCCCCGCGGACAAGGCGCUCACCAUGGAGACCGUCGUCGGCGAGAAGGUCGUCCUGCGCGUCGAGGAGGAGAACCCCAACGAGGGCGAGUGGGAGAGCCAGUUCCUCAACAAGAACAACAAACGCCGGCACCAGCAGGAGCGCAACGAAGAGAUCCUCUACCCGCCGCACGCGGAGCAGCCCGCCACGUAUGACGGCGCUGCUGCUUCUGCUGCCUCACACCACCACUCCCACCACCCCCACCACGCAAGACAGCCGCAUCCGAAUGCCAUGCGCAACGGAGGCCGCCAUCACCAUGACGACGGGCCCCCGCGCCGGGGUAACGCGUUCCGGGGCCGCGGCCGCGGCGCUGCAGGGCGAGGCAGGGGCGGCCACCAUCAGAACCGCGGCGGCAACCGUGGUGGUGGUGGUGGCGGUCGAGGCCGUGGGGGCCGUGAUAAUGGUCCGCCGGGCUAUCGGUCCCUAGACGAUUACGGCGGUGGGUAUGAAGGCAGUCAUGAGGAAAAGCCCGGACCAGGCGGUGGUCCGCCGGUGAUGAAUUACUAAAC